This is a messenger RNA of Closterium sp. NIES-67, 2792 nucleotides long. The record is from the annotation of a GenBank genome assembly. Lineage: Eukaryota; Viridiplantae; Streptophyta; Zygnematophyceae; Desmidiales; Closteriaceae.
AAACCACUUCUCCAACCUUCAAGCUCCUCAGUUCCCUGCUGUCUCUAGGCUUCGUCUCAGUUCGAGAAGUCUCUUCGCCUCGCCACUAUUUUAUUCUUGCCUGUUUACAUCAACAAAGACAACCUAGAUCAGCCGCCUUGUCGUCGCAACGAUAUAACCGUCAAGUUACAAUAAGAAGCAUAGCCGUCGCGAUGAGGGAGGACGAGAAGCACGAGAAGAUCAUUCGAGGCCUGAUGAAACUCCCGGAAAACCGAAAAUGCUUCAAUUGCAGCAGCCUGGGACCGCAGUACGUGUGCACCAACUACGCCAUCUUCGUCUGCCCAUCAUGCAGCGGCGUCCACCGCGAGUUCAGCCAUCGCAUCAAGUCGGUGUCGAUGGCCAAGUUCACACCUGAGGAGGUGGCGGCGCUGCAGCAGGGAGGCAACCAGCGAGCUCGAGAGUAUUUCCUCCCAGGGGCCGGUCGAGUGCCGCCCAGCAGCAACGACCCUCAGGCUGUGAGGGAGUUCAUUCGAGCAGUGUUUUUGGAGAGGCGAUAUGUUGGGCGCCGGUCACGGGAGUUCAUGCACGAGAGUUCAUCCGAUCCGAUCCGAGCAGUAUUUGUGGGGAGGCGAUGUGUUGGGCGUUGUUCAGGCGAGGUAUGUAGGGAUGAUGAUGAUGAUGAUGAUGAUGAUGAUGAUGAUGAUGAUGAUGAUGAUGAUGAUGAUGAUGAUGAUGAUGAUGAUGAUGAUGAUGAUGAUGAUGAUGAUGAUGAUGAUGAUGAUGAUGAUGAUGAUGAUGAUGAUGAUGAUGAUGAUGAUGAUGAUGAUGAUGAUGAUGAUGAUGAUGAUGAUGAUGAUGAUGAUGAUGAUGAUGGUUGGAUCAGAAAGAGAUGCUCCCCUUUGGGUCGAGCUCACUCUAUGGACGGCUCUGCCUCCGCCUCCUUCCCCCAGCCAUCCGAUCUCCAACGAAGCAGCAGCGCCCGCGCCCCCCCUUCCUUCUCCCCUGCCCAGCACGAGCAGCAGCAGCAGCCUCAGCAGCAGCCCCAGCAGCAGCAGCAGCAGCAGCAGCAGCAGCAGCAGCAGCAGCAGCGGCCGCAUCAGCCCCCUCUACCGCCCCGCGCGUCCCCUGUUCUUUCGAGCACCACCACCACGACCAGCACCAGCACUACCGCUCCUAGGUUCCCUGGCGGCAGCAGCAGCUCCACGAGCAGGAGUAAAUUCCCUAGCACUAGUAGCACUGUGGAUGCGGUAGACGCCCCUGUGCGGGCUGUGACUGACCUGCUGGGAGAUGAGGUGGAGCUGAGGGUGUACCACAGCGAACCAGGAAGGGGGAAUGCACAUGUGUAUCGGAAUGCCUCCUCCCCCUCUGCUGGCCCUGCUUCUCCCCCCUCUGCUUCUCCCUCUGCUCCCUCUGCUCCCGCUGCUCCCUCUCCUCCCUCUGCUCCGGCCUCUGUCCCUGCCUCCCCACCUGCUGCCGCCCCUGCCACAGCCCCUCAUAUGCCAACGUCAGCACCCGCUGCCCCUGCACCUGCACCAGCGGCACCACUGCACCCGCAUCAGCGUCAGCUGCCCCCGCGUCUGCGCCCUUGGUUUCUCUCGGCAACCUGAUAGACUUUUCGGACGAAGGGGAUGGGGAUAGCCUCACUCUCCCCCCUGCUGCGCCUGUGCCCGAGCCCAAGCAGUGGCAGCUCCAGGAGCAAGGCGAGGCUGGAGUAGGAAGGGAAGGAGCAGCAACUGGUGAGCAGCGGGCUGCAGGGGUGGGAGCAGCAGCAGGGGAGCAGCGAGAACAGGUGGCUCGAGAGGAAGCAGCAGCAGCAGCAGCAGCAGCAGCUGGGGCACAAGUGGAAGCGCAGAGCAGCGGCAGCAGCAGCAUUGCCAAUGGGUUUGCCUCCUGGGCUCAGUUUGAUGACAGCCCCAUGCCAGCUAUGCCUGCACCAGCAAUGCCCGCACCAGCUGUGCCUGCACCCACAAUGCCUGCAGUCACAGCAGGUGGUUACACCUCUGGUUACACCCCACAGCCCCAGGUCAUGCCCGAUCAAUCCCCAGGUUUUUUCUGGCCAGCCUCAGACGUCUAUCGCUGGAUAUGCCCCCUCUGUGGGUGCAGGAUAUGGGUCCAUGGGCUAUGGGCAGGGUCAGACCCAAGAGGCAUAUGGGCAGGGGAAGCUGCAAUCAAUGUCACAGGCAUAUGGGCAAGGGCAGCCACAGAUGCAGAUGCAUGGGCAGGGUCAGACCCAACACGCAUAUGGCAGGGCAGCUGCAAUCAAUGAUGCAGGCACAAGGGCAGGAGCAGACUCAACUGACGAUUGAGGCUCAGAGGCGGGGGUUCCAAGGUGCAGGAGGUUAUGCACAGGGCAGUUAUGCGCAGGCCUUUUCCCCCAGUGCAGUCGCCUCCCAUGCAUUCGCAACCCUUCCCUCCCUCACAGGCGCAUGGGCAGGGCCAGCCACCAUCAAUGAUGCAGCCAUAUGGGCAGGGGCAGAAUCAAGCCUCGAUUCAGCCUCAGAGGCAGGGAUUCCAGGCACCUGGGGGUUACGCACAGGCUUUCUCCCCUCAACAUCACAGCCCUUCCCUCCCUUGCAGCCCCACCAUUACCAGUCCCCUCCCAUUACAGUCACAACCAGACGUUUCAAUGGCAGCGGGAGCCUCGAUCGGCGCAGGCAACCCCUUUGCUCUCUCGCCCGGCCUACAAGGAGCUUUCAUCGCCCUGGCAAUGGCAGUGCCCUGAGUAAUCUCGGAAACCCCAUGGGGAGCCCCGGAAAUCCUGUCAGAAGCCCAGGAGGUGCUAUGGGGAGCCCAGGGGGUGCUAUGGGGAGCCC